UCUGUAGUUAAACAUUCAACUUCCUUAGCCUGUUAUCUAUAAGUACCACAGAUGAAAAAGCCGUUAGAACGCUUUUUCAGAAAACUAACUCACCGUACAUAUUUAUUUGUGUGUAUGUGUUUAUAUAUGCCUGAUCCCAUCCCACCUCCCAUUAAUGGGUCAGUAAUUGGGCUGUGUCUUUCACAAGACUGAGCUGUUUGGAUUAUGUUUAAUCUGUUGCUCUGAACUGCAUUAGCAGCAGAGUCCCUCAUAGUAAGGUUUUGAACAAAACACUCGUCUUCUCUUCUUGAAAAGAGAGGGGGAAAAAAGCAGUUGAUCUCUUUUCUGAAGGUCUUUCUGUCUGUCUCUCCCCUCCCCCCAGAGACGAAUAGCAAGGGGAGGAGCUCACUCACUGUUCUAACCACACUUCAUAUGUCUUAACUUGAGUGCUUUUUGGUUUCCUGUCGGCAGUAAAUCAACUCUGUGCCAUCUUGACUUGUGUGAAGGGUGGAUAAAUUGGUAACUGCACUCAGAAGGGGAGUGAGUUCUCACAGUCUGAUCUGAGCAUAAGGCAUGAGACUGAAUUUAUGAAAGCUUCAGUAGCCUCCGAAGACAACAUCUUUCUUCUGCGACUUUGAGGUUUUUUCAUUAUAUUUGUGGGCUCUUGUUUCUGAGAAGAACCUGUCAUGACGCUACUGGAACCUGAGAUGUUAAUGAUGGCUGUACAGUCCGUGCUGCAGUUGAAGCUCCAGCAGCGCCGGACGCGGGAGGAACUGGUGAGCCAAGGGAUCAUGCCGCCUUUGAAAAGUCCAGCUGCAUUUCAUGAGCAGAGAAGGAGCUUGGAGCGGGCCAGGACAGAGGACUACCUGAAGCGGAAGAUUCGUUCCCGGCCGGAGAGAUCGGAGCUGGUCAGGAUGCACAUAUUGGAAGAGACCUCGGCUGAGCCUUCCCUGCAGGCCAAGCAGCUGAAGCUGAAAAGAGCCAGGCUGGCCGAUGACCUCAACGAGAAGAUUGCGCAGAGGCCUGGCCCCAUGGAGCUGGUGGAGAAGAACAUCCUGCCUGUGGAGUCUAGCCUGAAGGAAGCCAUCAUUGUGGGCCAGGUGAACUACCCGAAAGUAGCAGACAGCUCUUCCUUUGAUGAGGACAGCAGCGAUGCCUUAUCUCCUGAGCAGCCUGCCAGCCAUGAGUCCCAGGGCUCGGUGCCGUCACCCCUGGAAGCCCGAGUCAGCGAGCUACUGCCCAGUGCCACCUCUGUGUCCCCCACUCAGGUCGUGUCUCAACUCCCCGUGGGCCCAGAGUCUGGAGAAACAGUCCUCCUGGCGGAGCAGCCUCCUCCGCCGCCCAGCCUCGCCAACGGAACCACGGUCGCCACCGCCAAGCCCCUCCCCACUCUCAUUAAGCAAAGCCAACCCAAGUCUGCCAGUGAGAAGUCGCAGCGCAGCAAGAAGGCCAAGGAGCUGAAGCCGAAGGUGAAGAAGCUCAAGUAUCACCAGUACAUCCCCCCGGACCAGAAGCAGGACAAGGGGGCGCCCCCCAUGGACUCCUCCUACGCCAGGAUCCUGCAGCAGCAGCAGCUCUUCCUGCAGCUCCAGAUCCUCAAUCAGCAGCAGCAGCAGCACUACAACUACCAGACCAUCCUGCCCGCCCCGCCCAAGCCAGCAGGGGAGGCUCUGGGAAGCGGUGGGGCCCCCCUGACGCGCAGCCUUUCCGCUACCAGCAGCAGCUCCGGCUCGGGCGCCCCUGGGCCCAGUGGGCUGGUACGUCAGAACAGCACCUCGUUGACUGGCAAGCCUGGGGCCCUGCCUGCCAACCUGGACGACAUGAAGGUGGCAGAGCUGAAGCAGGAGCUGAAGUUGCGGUCACUGCCCGUCUCGGGCACCAAGACAGACCUAAUUGAGCGCCUGCGCGCCUACCAGGAGCAAAUCAGUCCCGCCGCUGGAGCACCCAAGGGCCCCGCCGCUGCCUCCAUCCUGCCCAAGGCUGGCGAGGUGGUGGUAGCCUUCCCUGCUGCUCGGCUAAGCACGGGGCCCACCCUGGUGGCAGCGGGCCUGGCCCCGGCUGAGGUGGUGGUGGCCACGGUGACCAGCAAUGGAGUGGUGAAGUUUGGCAGCACGGGCUCCACGCCCCCUGUGUCUCCCACCCCCUCAGAGCGUUCACUGCUCAGCACAGGCGACGAGAACUCCACGCCUGGGGACACCUUUGGCGAGAUGGUGACGUCGCCAGUGACCCAGCUCACCCUGCAGGCCUCGCCGCUGCAGAUCCUUGUGAAGGAGGAGGGCCCCCGCGCUGGGUCCUGCUGUCUCAGCCCUGGGAUGCGGGCAGAGCUGGAGGGGCGUGACAAGGACCAGAUGCUGCAGGAAAAGGACAAGCAGAUCGAGGAGCUGACCCGCAUGCUCCGGCAGAAGCAGCAGCUGGUGGAGUGGCUCAGGCUGCAGCUGGAGCAGGAGAAGCGGGCCCAGCAGCCCACGCCAGCCCCUGCCCCUGCCCCGGCCCUGGUCACGCUUGGUGCCGCAGUGAAGCAGGAAAGCAGCCUUGCCAGCUGCCAGCUGAGCAGGCAGCCCCCGGGCCCCGAUUGCCCCUUCAGCCCCAGCCUCGCGGGCCCCGCUGCCCCCCAUGUAGACACUUGUACCCUGGGGCCCCCGGCCGUGGUGGUGAAGCAGGAAGCCGUGUUGCCCGAGCCUGAACCAGCCCCGGCCCUGGUCACGCUUGGUGCCGCAGUGAAGCAGGAAAGCAGCCUUGCCAGCUGCCAGCUGAGCAGGCAGCCCCCGGGCCCUGAUCGCCCCUUCGGCCCCAGCCUCGCGGGCCCCGCUGCCCACCAUGUAGACACUUGCACCCUGGUGCCCCCGGCCGUGGUGGUGAAGCAGGAAGCUGUGCUGCCCGAGCCUGAACCAGCCCCGGCCCCGCAGCUGCUUCUGGGCCCACAGGGCCCCAGCCUCAUCAAGGGGGUCACACCUCCCACGCUCCUCACUGACUCCACAGGGACCCACCUUGUCCUCACCGUGACCAAUAAGAAUGCAGACAGCCCUGGCCUGGCCAGCGGGAGCCCCCAGCAGAGAGGCCAGCUGUCCCCCACCAAGGUGACAUUGGCAGCUGGCUCCCUGCUGCUGCCACCCUCGCAGCCCAGACCCUUCACUCAGCCUGGCCCACAGCUCUUGUCCCAGCCUGGCUCUCCAGCCCCUGGCCCCCCAGCCCAGAGGGACCUGGAGCACCUGCCACAGCCCCUUUUUGGGCCCCCCACUUCUCUGCCGAAGAAGGAGCCGCCUGGCUAUGAGGAAGCUGUGAGCCAGCAGCCCAGACAGCAGGAAAAUGGUUCCUCAAGCCAGCAGAUGGAUGACCUGUUUGACAUUCUGAUUCAGAGUGGAGAGAUCUCAGCAGAUUUCAAGGAGCCAGGGAAAGAGAAGUCUCCCCCGACAGCAGCCUGCGGGUCACCCCUGGCCGCACAGCCGUCACCAUCCGCCGAGCUCCCUCAGGCUGUCCCCCCUCCAUCCGGCUCGCCGGCCCUCCCUGGGCGCCUGGAGGACUUCCUGGAGAGCAGCACAGGGCUGCCCCUGCUGACCGGCGGGCACGAGGGGCCAGAGCCCCUCUCCCUCAUCGACGACCUUCACAGCCAGAUGCUGAGCAGCUCUGCCAUCCUGGACCACCCCCCCUCCCCCAUGGACACUUCAGAAUUGCACUUUGCGCCUGAGCCCAGUGGUGUGGGCCUGGACCUGGCCGAUGGCCACCUGGAUGGCAUGGACUGGCUGGAGCUGUCGUCGGGUGGGCCGGUGCUCAGCCUUGCCCCGAGCACCACAGCCCCCAGCCUCUUCUCCACGGACUUCCUCGACGGCCACGACUUGCAGCUACACUGGGAUUCCUGCUUGUAGCUCUGGGGCUGCAGAGCCGGGGGCUGGGAGGGCUGGAAAGUCGGAGACCUCGGGAACCCAAGGGAGUUGAGCGCUCUCUUGCCUGAUGCAGCCUCUCCACGUGGUCAUGAGUCCUGACAAUCACAGGCCCUGCUUUCCCCUCCGUGGGAGGCCGGAGGAGGGUGUCCCCACACCUGGCUCUGGCUCACCAAGGAGAAGAGCUUCCAAGAAGCAGCUCUGGGUCCCACCCUGGGGUUUCGGAGGACUGGAUGGGCCAGGGGCUUCUAUUUGACCUCCUUUUGUGAGGUCGGGGUGCACCUGUCUGCUGCAGUUUGCUCAGGAGGUGAGGCUGAGGCAGGGCAAGGGGUGCAUGUCCUUCCUUCUCUUCCCCUUCCCUGCAAGGGAAGGAACUGGCUGGGCCUCUACCUCACCACCCUCUUGAUGCCAACACCACCGACCCAGGCUUCCCGGGAGGGGGGCUCCCUGCCAUUUUAGUGUCUUGGUGUAGUGUAACCAUUUAGUGGUUGGUGGCAAACGUUUUCUGUACAGGUGUAUAUACCUCUAUAUUAUAUAUCGCCAUACAUAUAUACACAUAUAUCUUGGGGGGCGGGUGGGAGGUGAAUGCAGCCCCCCACCCCCGGUUCUACUCUGUGCACACGGAAGGGCCUGAAGCCACCGCUCCCGGGGCUGAACACAGCUUACCCUGGCCCCACCCAUCACUUGUAUCUGACACGUAUAGACGCCUCGUCACAGCCUGUGCCGCACCUGUCCUGCUUCCUGCUCCUUAUCAGUGCCACGAGGGCAGAGGUGCUUCCUGGCCCCCUGCCCACAUUCCCUCCCGCUGCCUCACUGCAGCCACCACGGCCCUGGGACAGCAGUGGAGCCAGAGGUGGCCCUCAAGCUAUGGCCUCCUCCUGCCCUGGGGCCUGGCCUCCCUUCUGGCCUUCUGGCCGUUGUCAUUCACAGGGGAUCAGGGAUGGAGUCACCAGAACCAGUUCUGGGACAGAGGUGGGAAAGCUGUGUGAACUUUUUAAAAUAAAAACGAAAACCCCG
This is a messenger RNA of Delphinapterus leucas (beluga whale), 4874 nucleotides long. RefSeq names its product myocardin related transcription factor A (gene MRTFA). The record is from RefSeq and is a predicted model, not a curated record. Gene Ontology annotation, cellular component: nucleus. Gene Ontology annotation, biological process: smooth muscle cell differentiation; positive regulation of transcription by RNA polymerase II. NCBI's taxonomy places the organism in Eukaryota, Metazoa, Chordata, Mammalia, Artiodactyla, Monodontidae. Gene Ontology annotation, molecular function: transcription coactivator activity.